AACUGUAAUACAUAAUGGUAUUCUCCGAGCGCAUUCGAAUCACAUUACAAUUCUAAGUCGUAGACAUGGAGGGUUCCAACUUUGUGACGGUUAAGAGGGGAAGGUCAAUUUCAAACAGUGACACAGAAAUCAUCAAAAUAAAGAGAAGCGAAACUCCAGAUGAUGUUCUGUCGGCCCUCCUGAAGGAAGGAGGAGUCAGCAAAAAUAACGAUGACACAAAAGAGGAUGACCUACAGAAAGGAGAAGGGUCAGGGACAAACGAGGAUGAUGUACAUAAAGGGAAAGGUCAUGAGCACGCUAGAGAUGAAGAUGGAAGGAGAACAGAGCAUGGUAAGACAAAGCAACUCAGGCGGCAUGUCUCUCAUGGUUAUCAUUUAGUUGAAGGAAAAAUGAAACAUGGAAUGGAAGAUUAUUUAGUUGCUAAAAGAAAGGAAAUGGAUGGUCAUGAGCUGGGGCUCUAUGCAAUUUUUGAUGGACAUUCUGGCCGCAAGGUUGCUGAAUACCUGCAAGACCACCUCUUUGACAAUAUAUUGAAUGAGCUUGAUUUCUGGUCAAACCCUAAAUCCGCAGUAAAGAGGGCAUAUGAAGCUACAGACAAUGAGAUCCUGGAAAAUGUUGUUGGUUCAAGGGGAGGUUCGACUGCGGUAACAGCAAUACUAAUCAAUACAGAGAAGCUAGUUGUUGCUAAUGUUGGGGACUCACGAGCUGUAAUAUGUAAGAAUGGUACUGGCAAACAAAUUACUGUGGACCAUGACCCCUUGAAGGAACGGGAACUUGUGGAGAGUAAAGGAGGUUUUAUAUCAAAGAAACCUGGGAAUAUUCCCCGAGUUGAUGGCCAGCUGGCAAUGACAAGGGCUUUCGGAGACGAGAGGCUGAAGGAUCACAUUACAGUAGAACCUGAUAUUGUGAUCGAGAAGAUAGAAGAAGAUACAGAAUUUAUCAUCUUAGCAAGUGACGGCCUGUGGAAGGUAAUGUCAAACCAAGAAGCAGUUGACUGCAUACAGGAAUUGAGAGAUGGUCAAGAGGCUGCAGAAGAAUUGAUUAAGGAGGCACUGUUAAGGGAGAGCAAAGAUGACAUUUCUUGUGUUGUUGUGAUGUUCGACUGAUGACAUCAGGGGAGUUGGAUGUUUCUCUCUCCCUCAGUCCUAUAUUGCUACAGUCAGAGUAAGUAACUUCAAAUCUAGGGCGCGGUGUGAUCUUAGUGAAACGAACUUCAUGUGAGGACGCAUCAAGUAGUAGUUUCUGUUAACGCUUUUUGAAAAUCCAGCGGCAAUAUGUCCUUCCA
Messenger RNA from Sesamum indicum (sesame), 1285 nucleotides. RefSeq names its product putative protein phosphatase 2C 62. Gene Ontology annotation, biological process: protein dephosphorylation. Gene Ontology annotation, molecular function: protein serine/threonine phosphatase activity. The record is from RefSeq and is a predicted model, not a curated record. Lineage: Eukaryota; Viridiplantae; Streptophyta; Magnoliopsida; Lamiales; Pedaliaceae.